Messenger RNA from Colletotrichum godetiae, 402 nucleotides. Its product is annotated as JmjC domain-containing protein. The transcript has a single exon. Lineage: Eukaryota; Fungi; Ascomycota; Sordariomycetes; Glomerellales; Glomerellaceae. The annotation marks the transcript as partial. Gene Ontology annotation, cellular component: nucleus; chromatin. Gene Ontology annotation, biological process: chromatin remodeling; regulation of gene expression. Gene Ontology annotation, molecular function: histone H3K9 demethylase activity; histone H3K36 demethylase activity. The record is from RefSeq and is a predicted model, not a curated record.
CCGGGCAUUACGACGCCGUAUCUGUACUAUGCGAAACAUGCACUCACUGGAAGCGGCAUGCAUAUAGAGGACCUCGCUGUGCCAUCAGUCAACAUGGUACGCUGGGGUGCCCCCAAGCGAUGGCUGUUCGUCACGCCAGAGCAAGAGAAUGUGAGAGCCUUCGAGAAGAAAUGCCGCGAGACAUUCCAGUGGCGCGCACAAGCCCGUAGGCCUCAACGCGCAGCGCCACACUGCUCACAGUUUGUGCGGCAUACAAAUGUGCUCGUAACGACUGAGGCUCUCCGUGACUGGGGCAUUGACUUCAGUGAGAUAAUCUGUCGAGAAGGAGAGCUGGUAGUCACUCUCCCAGGGACAUACCACCAAGUCGUCAAUAUGGGGGAGAACCUCGCAGAGGCUGUCAAC